AUGUCCCAAGAUAUCCAAACAAAAGCCAUUAAUACAAUCAGAGUCCUGGCUGCCGACAUCGUCGCCAAGGCAAAUUCUGGACACCCUGGUGCCCCAAUGGGAAUGGCCCCGGCCGCCCACGCCGUCUACACCCAGAUGAAAUUCAACCCAAAGAACCCACACUGGAUCAACAGAGAUAGAUUUGUCCUCUCGAACGGUCACGCAUGUGCUCUCCUGUACACCUUGCUGCACCUGUUCGGCUACGACCUCACCAUGGACGACCUCAAGUCGUUCAGACAGAUCAACUCCAAGACUCCGGGCCACCCUGAGGUGGGCAUCCCAGGUGUCGAGGUCACCACCGGUCCGCUUGGUCAGGGUAUCUCCAACGCGGUUGGUUUGGCCAUUGCUCAGGCUAACUUUGCUGCCACCUACAACAAGCCAGGUUACACUCUCUCCGACAACUACACCUACUGUUUCUUCGGUGACGGAUGUAUGAUGGAGGGCGUUGCCUCCGAGGCCAUGUCUCUUGCUGGCCACCUGCAAUUGGGCAACCUGAUCACUUUCUACGACGACAACAAGAUCUCCAUCGACGGAAGCACCGAGGUUGCUUUCACCGAGGACGUUUGCGGAAGACUCGAGAAGUACGGAUGGGACAUCUUCGAGGUCCCUGACGCUGACACCAACGUUGCCGCCAUUUCCGAGGCCAUUGCCAAGGCUAAGAAGACCAACAAGCCUUCAUGUAUCAGAAUCAGAACCACAAUUGGUUUCGGUUCGCUCAACGCUGGCUCUCACUCCGUCCACGGUGCUCCUCUCAAGAAAGACGACAUUAUCCAAUUGAAGGAGAAAUGGGGCUUCGACCCAGAAAAGUUCUUCGUUGUUCCACAAGAGGUGUACGACUACUACCACAAGAUUUCUGAGGCUGGUGCUGCUGCCGAGGCCGAGUGGAACAAGCUGUUCGAGGCCUACCAGAAGGAGUUCCCUAAGGAGGGUGCCGAGCUCGCCAGAAGACUCAGGGGUGAGCUUCCAGAAGGCUGGCAAAACGUUCUCCCAACUUACCAACCAGGCGACGCUGCGGUUGCCUCCAGAAAGCUUUCUGAAGUUUGCCUGGGUAAGCUGCAAGCUGUUCUUCCAGAGUUAGUCGGUGGUUCUGCCGACUUGACCCCAUCCAACUUGACCAGAUGGUCCGGUGCCAUCGACUUCCAGCCACAGUCCACGGGUCUGGGUGACUACUCUGGUAAGUACCUGAGAUUCGGUGUUAGAGAGCACGGUAUGGGCGCCAUCAUCAACGGUAUUUCUGCCUUCGGUGCCAACUACAAGUCUUUCGGUGCCACUUUCCUCAACUUUGUGUCCUACGCCUCUGGUGCCCUGAGACUGUCUGCUCUCUCGCACCACCCUGUCAUCUGGGUUGCUACCCACGACUCCAUUGGUCUUGGUGAGGACGGACCAACCCACCAGCCUAUCGAGACUCUUGCUCACUUCAGAGCUAUUCCUAACUUGAUGGUCUGGAGACCAGCUGAUGGUAACGAGACCUCUGCUGCUUACAUCAAGGCCAUCUCGAGCACCAAGACUCCAUCGGUGCUGGCUCUUUCUAGACAAAACCUGCCUCAACUGCCUGGCUCUUCUGUUGAGAAGGCCUUGAAGGGUGGUUACACUGUUCAUGAGGUUGACAACGCCAAGCUGAUCUUGGCUGCUACCGGUUCUGAGGUCUCUCUUUCCAUUGAUGCUGCCAAGCUCCUGACUGAGAAGGGCAUCCCAACUGCUGUUGUUUCCAUUCCAGACUUCUUCACUUUCGACCAGCAGCCAGCUGACUACAAGCUGUCUGUGCUGCCAGACGGCGUUCCUAUUCUGUCUGUCGAGGUGAUGGCCACCUCUGGAUGGGCCAAGUACGCCCACGCCCAAUUCGGCCUCAACAGAUUUGGUGCCUCCGGUAAGACUGCCGACGUGUACAAGUUCUUCGACUUCACUCCAGAGGGUGUUGCCAAGAGGGGUGAGCAGACCUACGAAUUCUUCAAGGGCAAGAACCUGUUUUCUCCAUUGCACACUCCUUUCUAA
Messenger RNA from Ogataea angusta, 2031 nucleotides. RefSeq lists its product as uncharacterized. Gene Ontology annotation, molecular function: transketolase activity. NCBI's taxonomy places the organism in Eukaryota, Fungi, Ascomycota, Pichiomycetes, Pichiales, Pichiaceae. Gene Ontology annotation, biological process: pentose-phosphate shunt. Gene Ontology annotation, cellular component: cytosol. The transcript has a single exon. Bases 1 to 2031 code for a protein of 676 amino acids. The record is from RefSeq and is a predicted model, not a curated record.